UAUUCUAAUCAAUUUUCCAACCAUCCUGAGGUAAGAUCUGGUUUGAAAGAGGUUAUUAAAAGAUUGGAACCAGAUUUGAAUAAACAAGCAAGGGCAAUGAAUGAGAUCAAAUUAUAUACUGACAAACAUGGCGAGUUUGGGAAUGCACUCACUAGAAAAGCUGUACAUGCCUCCCUUCCAG
Molecule: messenger RNA, 181 nt
Organism: Ilex paraguariensis (yerba mate)
Lineage: Eukaryota; Viridiplantae; Streptophyta; Magnoliopsida; Aquifoliales; Aquifoliaceae
Source: the annotation of a GenBank genome assembly